AUGUCGACCGUUCCAUCCAGUAAUGCGCGUAACCUGCGAGCGUGCAUGAUCUGCUCCAUCAUCAUGACCAGCACUCGCUUCCAAAACGAAGGUUGCCCCAACUGCGAAGAAUUCCUGCACCUCCAGCAUUCCCAGGAUCAAAUCGAGAGCUGUACAUCUACCGUCUUCGAGGGUGUUAUCACACUCGCAAAUCCGAGCGAAUCGUGGAUCGCAAAGUACCAGCGUCUCGACAGCUACGUGCCCGGCAUGUAUGCUAUCAAAGUCUUGGGACAGCUUCCUGACGAUGUGCGAUCGACGUUGGAGGACGAGUAUAGAAUACAGUACAUUCCACGUGACGGCACAGACGCAGAGAACGAUGCUUAA
Fusarium coffeatum is the source of this 363-nucleotide messenger RNA. RefSeq lists its product as uncharacterized. The coding region runs from base 1 to 363 and encodes 120 amino acids. Gene Ontology annotation, biological process: mRNA processing; positive regulation of DNA-templated transcription, elongation; chromatin organization. The record is from RefSeq and is a predicted model, not a curated record. Gene Ontology annotation, cellular component: nucleus; DSIF complex. Gene Ontology annotation, molecular function: zinc ion binding; RNA polymerase II complex binding. Lineage: Eukaryota; Fungi; Ascomycota; Sordariomycetes; Hypocreales; Nectriaceae. The transcript is spliced from 3 exons.